AUGAGCAGCGCGUGGUCCUUCGACGAGGUCAGCAGCCUCUCCAAGAAGCUCCAUGCGACGCUCCAGCAAGAAGACUGGCGCAGCAACGUAUCGACCGCCAAGGAGCUCCAAGGCAUGCUCUCCAAGCUGCAGUCGUACCGCCCGGACCACGAGUCGCUGGCCAAGACCAAGCUCGGCGUCGCCGUCAACAAGCUGCGCAAGCAUACCGACGCCUUGGAUGUCAAGCCAUCGGCGCCGGCCAAGCCACGCGCGGCGAACGAGAUUGCCGACUCGACCAAAGCAUUGGACGCGGACCAGAAAGAGAUGGCACGAAGCCGCCUCGCCAACUCGUAUGCAAAAGAGAAGGCCAAGCGCGAUGCACGGACGAGUAUCUACCUCGACCAGCCCGUGACCAAGACGAAGCGCGGGAAGGCGGCGCCCAAGCCGACCUCGAUCAUCACACGCUUCACGACGCCCAGCGCGCACAGGCCAAGAUCGUGCGGUCUAUGGCGCCCACGAGCAGCAGCGCACGCUCGACAUCAUCGCACUCGAGCUCGCUGA
Molecule: messenger RNA, 540 nt
Organism: Saprolegnia parasitica CBS 223.65
Lineage: Eukaryota; Oomycota; Saprolegniomycetes; Saprolegniales; Saprolegniaceae
Exons: 3
Coding region: 1-540 (179 amino acids)
Source: RefSeq, a predicted model, not a curated record